Cladophialophora bantiana CBS 173.52 is the source of this 183-nucleotide messenger RNA. RefSeq lists its product as uncharacterized. The coding region runs from base 1 to 183 and encodes 60 amino acids. The record is from RefSeq and is a predicted model, not a curated record. Gene Ontology annotation, molecular function: oxidoreductase activity. Lineage: Eukaryota; Fungi; Ascomycota; Eurotiomycetes; Chaetothyriales; Herpotrichiellaceae. The transcript has a single exon.
AUGGUUCUCUCUUCAGACGAAUACAACGGCAAACUCUACAUCAACGGUGCCUUCAGCUCAGCGCAAGGCUCCGAACGCCUCACCCUCACCAAUCCUUGGGAUGAAUCUGUUGUCGCGGAAGAUAUCCAUGUCACCAACAGUGUAGACAUUGAUGCCGCAGUCGCGGCCUCCGUCGCGGCGUGA